Molecule: messenger RNA, 1015 nt
Organism: Teleopsis dalmanni
Lineage: Eukaryota; Metazoa; Arthropoda; Insecta; Diptera; Diopsidae
Product: trypsin beta-like
Exons: 1
Coding region: 22-981 (319 amino acids)
Biological process (GO): proteolysis
Molecular function (GO): serine-type endopeptidase activity
Source: RefSeq, a predicted model, not a curated record
CGAAGUAACAAAGUCCGGGAUAUGAAAAUAAUUAAUAUUAUAAUUUUAGUGGCGUUAUGUGCUAUUCUCAUUGCAGAAUGCGAUGCUCAAUCGAAAAGAUUUAGACGAAAAGCAAAAAAUAGUAGAGUAAAAAAAGUUGCAGCUAAUAGAUCUGCAGUGAAGAAAACCGGUAGAAAUACAUCUGUGGCGAAAAAUGUUGGAGCCAAAAAAACGCAAGUAAAACAGACAUCAGCGAAAAAAGCUUCAGCAAAUAAGCUUACAGCGAAGAAACCAGUGGCUAAGAAACCAGCAGCAAGCGGCACUGAAGCUAAGAUUAUAGGUGGAACUACGACUACAAUUGAUACAAUGAAUUAUGUAGUUAAUUUACGCAAAGAUGGUACAUUUAUAUGUACCGGUUCAUUGGUAAAACCACAAUAUGUCGUCUCUGCAGCACAUUGUGUAAAAGGAGUGGCUGCCUCACGUUUAAAAGUGCAUGCUGGUAGUACUUAUCUCGAUAGUGGUGGUGUUUCAAGGCAGGUUAUCAAAACGACUAUACCAAAAUCUUUCACAAUGACAAAAAUGCAAAACGAUGUAUCUAUUUUAAAAUUGGAAAGUGAAUUAACUGGUACUAAUAUAGGAACUAUCAAUUUAUGUACAACAAGCCUUAAAGCAGGUACAAUUGUUAGAGUAUCAGGUUGGGGAUUAACAUCUACCAGUAGCAGCACUGCAUCAAAUCAAUUGCGAACAACACAAUUGAGAUUAUUUAAUAAGAAACAAUGUAUAAGAAGAUACAGAGGCAGAGAAACGCUAACAAAAUCUAUGAUAUGUGCACGUUGGACGGGCAGAGAUACGUGCUCUGGAGAUUCUGGUGGUCCUAUGGUUGUUAAUGGCGAACUAUGUGGUAUCACAUCAUGGGGUAUAAGUUGUGCUGUCAAUGCUUAUCCCGGUAUAUAUACUAAUGUGAACGUGGUCAAAAAUUUCAUUAAUAAUAAUAUGAAAUAAAUAAAUAUUUUAUUGUUGGAGACAAAUAAAAAUA